AUGGAGCCAGCCCCAUUUGAAUAUAUGGCCAACUCUGUCCUGUUGGAGAAGAGUUUUAGUGACCAAUACGAGACCUAUGAGAUCAUUAGAGGUGGCAGCUACGGUGUGGUGGUGAAGGCCUAUCACCGCCUCUUAGAGAGAGUGGUGGCUGUGAAAAUGCUAGAGAAGGAAGGGAACCUGAGCUUGGUGGAAAACGAGAUGGACAUUGUCAAAAAUAUCCACCUCCCCCAUGUGAUCAGGAUGUACCAGGUGAUCCAGGGAGAGAGAUAUGUCCACCUGGUGCUGGAAAUGGCCACCAAUGGAGACCUCCUGUCCUGGCUCACAGAAUUACGCCGCUCCCUCUAUGAGGACGAAGCCAGGAGAAUCACACACCGUGACCUGAAGCCCGACAGCAUCCUUCUGGAUGAAAAGGGCAAUGCCAAGGUCGGGGACCUGGGGCUCAGUGUCAGGAUUGCCCCGGGGCAGUUGCUCACAGAGAAGUGUGGCGCCUUCAUAUUCCGUGCCCCUGAGCUGUACCUGCAGGAGGAAUAUGAUGGGUUCAAGGUGGACCUCUGGGGCCUGGGCACCAUCUUGUUCUUCAUGGUGACGGGGAAAUUCCCCUUUAAAAUGACCACAUACCAGAAGCUAAGUGCCCAGAUUGUAAAUGGCCUGUACGAGAUCCCAUUUUACCUCACCUCAAAAGGACUUAGCAUCCUAUUAAAGCUCUUAACCGUAGACCCCAAACAGAGGCCCGAUAUCCAGCAGAUUAUGGCACACCCCUGGUUUGACCGGGUGGAGGAGGGCUCCCUGUAUCCCCAUGAGCCACUGCCUGAUGACUUAGACCCCACCAUUACCACCGUCAUGUGCAUCAUGGGCUACCCCGAGCCUCAGAUCCGCCAGUCGGUCCUGCAGAGGGCUUUCGACGAAGUCAUGGCCAUCUACUGUAUGAUCAAAGAUGGUCUCAAGGGGGAGAUGGUCAGCCCGGUGAAAAUCCAACCUGUGCCACUCUGCCCCACCCACACCAACCUCUGUGCCUUCCCCCCGCAGAGGAGAGCCAGUUUGCCCGCCCAGCUCCAUUCUUUGCUCUUACCCUCUGAGCGGACCCCAACCUGCAUGGAGCCCCAGCUGGAGAGAGGCAAGAGCAGCUCCCUGCCCCCCCUGGCCCUGCUGCCUAGCACCAGCUCCGGCACCACCAGUACCCCCUCCCAGCCCGAUCCGGUGGGCGCCCCCGACUGCUGCAGCUGCCUCCCAACGAGGGAGGGCCUCGAGCAGCAGACCCCCAAGGAAACACCCGAACUCCAGCCACAGGCAGAUCCCCAGGUGGAGAACAGGGCCCCCGGCGGGGUGAAGAGCGAGAGUCAGGGCUGCAAGGGGCCGGGAAUAGAGCCCAGGAGGUAUGCCUGGUAUGGAAGUGAAGAGCUGUCAGAGGAGGCCAUCCAGUUAGCACGCCGCCACCACCACGUGGUGUUCCAGGCCAGCUCCCCCAAGAUCCCAGGCUGCUGUUGCUUUAGGCGCCAGGGUAAAAAAUCCCAGACUGUGCUGCUGUCUGCGGUGCCAAGGACAGAGCAGGGACUGAAAGACCCCAAAGUCACUGAGAGCCUCUAG
Molecule: messenger RNA, 1584 nt
Organism: Perognathus longimembris pacificus (Pacific pocket mouse)
Lineage: Eukaryota; Metazoa; Chordata; Mammalia; Rodentia; Heteromyidae
Product: sperm motility kinase Z-like
Exons: 3
Coding region: 1-1584 (527 amino acids)
Biological process (GO): intracellular signal transduction; protein phosphorylation
Cellular component (GO): cytoplasm
Molecular function (GO): protein serine/threonine kinase activity; ATP binding
Source: RefSeq, a predicted model, not a curated record